Molecule: messenger RNA, 968 nt
Organism: Acromyrmex echinatior (Panamanian leafcutter ant)
Lineage: Eukaryota; Metazoa; Arthropoda; Insecta; Hymenoptera; Formicidae
Gene: CRIF
Product: growth arrest and DNA damage-inducible proteins-interacting protein CRIF
Cellular component (GO): nucleus; mitochondrion
Source: RefSeq, a predicted model, not a curated record
CGCACGAGUUCGACAACACUAAUUCGAAUAGAUUAUAUUCUCGUAAACAAUUGAGAUUUCUUCGAAAGUACAGUUCUUGCACCGAUCCUGUGACUCCUGAGUACGUUUCGUCAUCCCGAUGAGUCUAAGACGAUGGAUCUGCGAUGUUAUUGUUCAACGGAAUGUGCGAUUCCAAGGCGCCGUCGUCAGUCGUUUUCUCGCCACGCAGGCGAAGAACGAAGCCAUCGAUAUAACUGCUGCUGAUGAGCAGCCAAUAUACUCAAACGAGCCUCAGUACCAGGAGGAGCUCACCAAGAAGCGAAACAAGUCUCGGCUGAAUCCGAAGGACAGGAAUAUACUUAUGGGCAAGCCUCCCUACGAGCAGCCUAUCGAGUGGUAUCACAAUACAGUAAGAUACAAGAAGCGCAUGCUAGGUAGAUAUGGAUUCGAAGGCAAUAAGGAGCCAGCUGGGUUUGCAUGGCCUACACCAAAAGAGGUCAAGAUCUUGCAAGAGUACGAGAGAGUUGCCUUUCCAGAGUCUCUUCAAGAGAGAUGGAAAAAGCUGGAGGAGAAAAAACGGAUAAAGGCUGAGAAAAUUAAAGCAAGGGAAGAUGAAAUAGCCGAAAAAUUGUCGAAGGUUGACCAAUGGACGGCCGAGUUGAACACAAGGGUCGCUAAGAAGAAAGCCGAAAUGGAGGCUGCUAGGUUGCAUAAAGAGCGCUUAGUGGAGGAGAUCAGGAAACACUUUGGCUUCAAGAUCUCGCCUCAUGAUGAGAGAUUUAAGACGAUGCUGGCGCAAAAAGAAAAGGAGGAAAAGAAGAAGAAAAAGGAAGCUAAGAAGAAGGCGAAGGACGAAAAAUUAAAGAGCAUGAUCCAAAAAAUGAAUCAAGAACAAGAAACCGAUUCAACAAAACCUACAGAAUAGUUACGUUUUCUUUCGCAAAGUAUAAAACUAAUUGUAUAGCUAAUAAAUUAAUAAUUCAUUAGAG